AUGAACAUUCUUAAACAAAUCAAGACAGCUUUUCUCGACAUCAAAACCCCAAUUCUUUCUGAACCUCCUGACCGUAAUUUCCCCACAAAUUACCCAUGGAAAUUUUUUGUUCAUGGAAAAAAUUAAUUAAAUAAUCUUUUAUGUCUAAAAGGAUAAAAUUUAUUUAAGAAAAAAAUAUAAUUAAGGAUUAUUCUUUGCAAAAUUAUGAAACCUAAAUUACCAUAAAGCUGGUAUUUUGUCGCCAAAAGCCUGCUUUACUAAUAAUGAACUACAAAUAAACUCUGCAAAAGAGCUUUCUCGAGAAGAGGAAGAGCAAGUUGUAAGAAAGCUGGACAAAAUCAAAGACUGUAACGAGUAUUAUUGAGUUGAAGCUCAGUGGGUUAGAGAUUGAGCAAGUUAUAUUCACGGGGCAAAUAGUCCUGGGAAACUUAAAACAGCCAAACUAAAAGAGAUAGCAGGCUCUAUCAAAAAAGAUCUGAGGAUUGGGAUCGAUUAUCGGGCUCUUAAUAAAGAACAAUGGAUUUUUUUAUCGCAAAAAUACGGAGCAGAAGCACCUGUCAUAUCAAACUCCCCUAUCUAUUUAGAAACAAAGCCUGAAGAAAUAGAACCAGACGAGCCGGCUACCCCAAGAUUUGACGCCACAAACUUAAAAUUGCCUACAAGUGUCAGAGACUCCGAGCACCCCAAAUCAGAAAGAAAUUCCUCAGAAGGCGCCACCCUUCUUACAACAAGAAAAGAGACCUUAGAAGUCCCUAUUAUAGAAGGAGACACAAGCAGCCCAGCUACAGAAGCUGACGAACUUGAAGUAAAAUCUUCUAAUGAAUCUAUCACUAGAAGUACUUCUAAUACUGUAAAUGACUCUGAAUUUAGUUUUCAGUCCUCAAGCUCACUUAAAGUAAGGUCUGGCAGGGUGGGAUUAGAAAAUCCAGGGCUGUUUUGCUACAUGAAUUCGGGGCUGCAGCUGUUAUUUAGCAUUCCAGAACUUAAGGAAAGCUUGCUGCAGCUAAAUACAGAAUUUUCUGAAAAUAAUGUAGCAAGCAUACUGGGGGAUAUUUGUAAACAAAUUUUUUUGGGAAAGGCAAAAAAAGUCAGGCCUGAGGCGCUUUGGAAAUAUAUUAGUGCUUACUUUCCUUUAAGUAGGCAGCAUGACUUGCCGGAAUUUUUGAGGUUUAUUGUGAAUAAGCUAGAGACUGAGCCUCCAAUAAUUCCACAAAUUUUUAACGGUCUGACCUGCAGUAAAAUCACUUGUAAUAACUGUUUCCAAGUCUCAAGAAAAUAUGAACCUUUUAUUGAUCUCCAAUUUGAGCUCAGCUCAUCAAUCGAAAAAAGCUUUAUUUUGUUUACAAAAGAAGAGCGUCUCACUGCGAAUUAUGACUGUGAAGCCUGCAAUGAAAAAUCAGAAGUCUCCAAACAGUUCAAAAUCUCCAAGCCUCCUUCAUAUUUACUAAUCCAAGUAUCCUUAUUUAUUAUGAAUUUUUAUAUCAGAAAUUUUAUUUUUUUAUAAAAAUUUAUUAUAAAUAAUUUUUGGUAUAAAAAGAUUCAGGCAAAUUCCUUAUCCUCAUAAAGUAUCAUCUACUUGUAAAUAUAAGAAAAGAAUGAGCAUUGAAGAAUUUUCUUUAGAAAAAGCUGAAUAUGAGCUGCUAGGGGUGGCUGUACAUAAUGGGUCGAUUGAUAAUGGGCACUAUUUAGCUUACUGCAAAAGAGGGCACUCAUGAUUUUUAUAUGAUGACGCGAAAUGUACAAAAGUCUCGCUGAAAGAAGUUUUGAACUUAAAUGCAUAUGUGCUGCUUUAUAAAAAGGUUGAGACAAAUUAA
Messenger RNA from Blepharisma stoltei, 1814 nucleotides. The record is from the annotation of a GenBank genome assembly. Lineage: Eukaryota; Ciliophora; Heterotrichea; Heterotrichida; Blepharismidae.